Messenger RNA from Cornus florida, 1770 nucleotides. RefSeq names its product AAA-ATPase At3g50940-like. Lineage: Eukaryota; Viridiplantae; Streptophyta; Magnoliopsida; Cornales; Cornaceae. Gene Ontology annotation, molecular function: ATP hydrolysis activity; ATP binding. The coding region runs from base 77 to 1447 and encodes 456 amino acids. The transcript has a single exon. The record is from RefSeq and is a predicted model, not a curated record.
UUCUUCAUACUCUCUUUUCUCCUCAUUCCUUUCACAUAAUUUGAUAGAAAAUCUCCAUAUUUCCAAGUCCUGAAAAAUGUCUCCUCAAAGAAUUCCUGAUAUAAAAGCUGUAUUUUCUGCAGCAGCCUCUCUUGCUGCUUCGGCAAUGCUUAUUCGAAGUGUUGCAAAUGAAUUCCUCCCACCAGGGAUCCAUAACUUUUUCUUCUCUGGAUUUCAUCACCUUUCUCACCAUUUCUCUUCUCAGUUCACCAUCGUCAUAGAAGAAUUUCAAGGGCAACUCGUGAACCAAGUUUUUGAGGCCGCCAAUGUAUAUUUAGGCACUAUAGUAAACCCAUCAACUCAAAGAGUGAGAUUGAGCAAGGCAGAGAACGAGAAGAGAGUAGAAAUCACCAUUGAUAGGAAUGAAGAGAUGGUUGAUGUUUUUGAAAAUGUACAAGUAAAAUGGAGAUUGAUUUGUACACAGGUUGAUGCAGUAAAUUUCAGACAUCGCCCUGAUCUUAAUGCAACUUUAAGAUCAGAAAUCAAGUCCUAUGAGUUGAGCUUUCACAAGAAACACAAAGAGAAGGUGCUGGGUUCAUACUUGCCAUACAUUUUAGAGAGAUCCAAGGCAAUAAAAGAAGAAAGCAAGGCAAUAAAGCUCCGCACCGUUGCUCCUUAUGAUGGUUGGGACUCAAAUGCAGUCAAUCUCAGCCACCCCAUGACCUUCAAGAACCUGGCAAUGGAUUCAGGCCUAAAGAAAGCAUUAGUGGAGGACUUGGAAAAUUUUCUAAGAGGAGAGGGAUUCUAUAGAAGAAUUGGGAAAGCUUGGAAGCGCGGUUACUUGCUGUAUGGCCCUCCAGGCACAGGCAAGUCAAGCUUGAUCGCGGCCAUUGCUAAUCACUUAAACUUUGACAUAUAUGAUUUGGAUCUAGCAGAUGUCCAAUCUAAUUGGCAUCUAAGGUCUCUCUUGCUUAGCACAUCCAGUAGAUCCAUAAUCGUCAUUGAGGAUAUUGACUGCACUAUCAAGCUCCAAAACAGAGAGGAUGGGGAGGUACAAGACAACUCCCAGAAGGUGACGCUCUCAGGACUUCUAAACUUCAUCGAUGGCCUCUGGUCAUAUUGCGGAGAUGAACGUGUAAUCAUUUUCACAACCAAUCACAAAGAAAGGCUUGACCCUGCUUUACUCAGAGCAGGUCGUAUGGACAUGCACGUCGAAAUGUCAUACUGUACCUUCUCUGCAUUCAAGCAACUAGCUUUGAACUACCAGGGGCUUUGCCACCACCAGCUAUUUGAUCAGAUUGAAGGACUCUUGAAGGAGGUAAAGGUCACCCCUGCAGAAGUUGCUGGAGAGCUGAUGAAGAACACCAAUGCUGAAAUUUCCCUCCACUGCCUUCUCAAAUUCCUUCACAAGAAGAUGGGUGAAUGCACUAAGAUGAUUACUAAUGAGAAUUUAGAAGCAGAGAAGUAAGAAAAGGAAGGGAAAAAAAGAAUGGACCUCAGUUUGAGUCUUCUAACAAGCUUGAAUAUGCAAUACAAUGAGCAAAGAAAAGAUCAAUUGACAUAUAAUUAGCCUACCGAUCUUGAGAGUGAGUGGCGACUGCCACCAAUCAGUUUAAGGUGUUACACAUUAAAAAUUAAUAAUCGGUGGAUUGGGAAGAUAACAGAAUUAACCUUCUACAGAUUUUUACAACAUUUAAGUUUUUUUUCAUCAUGUAUAGUAUAGAAAAAGUUUAAAACGCGUACAACAUAUGAAAGCUUUCAGAUUUAAAAACCAGUACAUUUUGUCAGAAU